Messenger RNA from Haliotis rufescens (red abalone), 1265 nucleotides. RefSeq names its product fucolectin-like. The transcript has 4 exons. Lineage: Eukaryota; Metazoa; Mollusca; Gastropoda; Lepetellida; Haliotidae. The record is from RefSeq and is a predicted model, not a curated record. The coding region runs from base 106 to 864 and encodes 252 amino acids.
CAAAGUAUGGCAGAAACAAAUCGAUCCGCUUCGUUGUCUGUGGCAAUUGACAGCGCGUCAUAAUGCUACGUUCCUUUCGAGUAAGAAGUUCAGUUCAGAAGAGGGAUGGAUAAGAUCAGUAUACCCUGGUUGACAAUAUGUGUGUGUACAUGUACAAUAUCAGGUGUUGGAACAAACAACAUCGCUCUGGGUAAACCGGCAACACAGAGUUCUGUUACCUAUGGUGGGACGGCAAAUCGGGCUGUUGAUGGUAACCGCGAUUCCAAUUUCUGGAGAAGGAGUUGCAUUCACACAUUACACGGAGAAACUGACCAGUGGUGGUCAGUCGACCUCUUGUCCAUCUACAGGAUCCACACAGUCCGGAUCCAGAACAGAGGGGACGAUGAUGGAUUCAAAUUUCAUGACUUUGAAGUGGAAGUGUACAAACAGAGCCCAGGCCAUUGUCCAGGCGCCAACAAGACAACGUGUGCCUCACACCCAGGAGCAGCGAACCUCGGUGAAAACGUUCAGCUGACGUGCGCUGAGGGGACAAUUGGCAGAUACGUAAAACUACUGAAAUUACCGCAGUUCAUAUCCAGCCCUGAGGACGCGCUAACCAUCUGUGAAGUAGAGAUCGAAGGUGUUCUUGUUCAUCAAUGCCUAAAAGAUAGACAAUUCCAUAAGCAUGCAGGGAAUAAGAUGCAGUCUUCAAACCCGACUAAUACUGGAUUAACGCGGGCGGAGUGUUCCAGGAGAUGUUACUAUGACAAUGGUUGCUAUGGUAUCAACAUCCGGGUCACUGAUGAUGAAUGUCAGCUCAUCACUGAAUUCGAUAGCAAUACAUUAGCAGACGACAGUGGAUGGAAUUAUUAUCGGCUGUGUUAAGUCAUUCAAUGAAAAAACAUCUAUUCAGUGUUUGUCCAUUAACACAUUGUCCUUGUCCAUUUAAAGGGAUGAGAUUGUGGAUUAAUUCCUAUCAGCAUGUGACUGACGCAUUGCGUUUUGUUGUCGACUGAAUAAUCCGUGAAAAGAAUAACUACUUCAAUUACGAAGCACAAGUUUAACACAAGACACCGUGCAGAUUUAUUACAUCAGGACGCAAUGAAGGAUGGAUACAUUUGUGAUUGUUGCGGAAGAACUAUCAAGUGUUGGAGUGUUCUGAAAACAUAUUUGCGGACAAUAUGUCGUUGAUAUGUCGCUCUGAAACCUUGUAGCGACCUCAGUGAAACGACACGUGAAGAUCCGGGGUAGAAUAGGUCUUCAGCAACCCAUGCUUGCCGUAAAAG